ACCGGGUGCAGCGUAUUUUCUGAGCUCCGUCUUUUUGUCCUAAUUUUACACAUACUUUAAAAUCCACCUCAAUUCUAUGUGAUCGUAUGAAUCUCUAAUACAUCAUACCGACGCUUUAACCAUACAGUGCUCCGGAAAUUGCAGCAUGAAGACGAACAAGAAGCUCUCUUCAGCCCGCAGUAGCUCGGAGAUUUACGGUCAUGAUGAUGCUAAGAUGGAGGUCUCUACCGAGAGCUCCAAAAGAAAAGAGCCUUUCUCUCCAGCGAAGAACCCACCAGCAACUAAAAAGAAGGACACUGGGUCAGAGGAAGAUGUCCAGCAGCUGUUGGUGAGUAAAGAAGAGCUUCCACCUGAGCAGCAGGAGUGGAGCCACAUUCUGGACCAGGAGGACACUAAGCCCCAACACAUUAAAGAAGAACAUGAGGAACUGUGGAUCAGUCAGGAGGAAGAACAGCUUCAAGAACUGGAGGAGGCGGAUACCGCCAAGUUCCCCUUCACUCCUGUCUCUGUGAAGAGUGAAGAUGAUGAAGAGAAACCUCAGUUCUCACAGCUUCAUCAGAGACAAAAUGAACAGAUGGAAACAGGAGUUGAUGGAGAGGACUGUGGAGGAGCAGAACCAGAGAGAGACUCAGAUCCAGAGAGACGUUUACAACCAGAGACUGAAGACUCUUAUGAAACUGAGACUGAUGACAGUGAUGAUUGGAAAGAGACAAGAGAAGAUCUGUCAGAAAUAAACUUGAAAAAUAAGAAACUAAAGAAUGGUAAGAGACCACACAGCUGCUCGGAGUGCGGUAAAAGCUUUACCCAUAGACAAAGUCUGACCAGACACAUGUUAGUUCAUACAGGAGAGAAAGCUUUCAGAUGCUCUGUUUGCUGUAAAACCUUUACCCAAAGAGGAAGUCUGACCACACACAUGUUAGUUCAUACAGGAGAGAAAGCCUUCAGCUGCUCUGUUUGCAGUAAAAGCUUUACCCUAAGACAACAUCUGACCACACACACGUUAGUUCAUACAGGAGAGAAACCCUUCAGCUGCUCUGUUUGCAGUAAAAGCUUUACCCGAAGAGGAAGUCUGACCACACACAUGUUAGUUCAUACAGGAGAGAAACCCUUCAGCUGUUCUGUUUGCAGUAAAAGUUUUAACCAUAGAGGAAGUCUAACCAAACACAUGGUGAUUCACACUGGAGAGAAACCCUUCAGUUGCUCUAUUUGCAGUAAAAGUUUUACCCAUAGAGGAAUUUUAACCAAACACAUGGUGAUUCACACUGGAGAGAAACCCUUCAGCUGCUCUGUUUGCAGUAAAAGCUUUACCCGAAGAGUACAUCUGACCAGACACAUGUUAGUUCAUACAGGAGAGAAAGCUUUCAGCUGCUCUGUUUGCAGUAAAAGCUUUACCCUAAGACAACAUCUGACGUAUCACAUGUUAAUUCAUACAGGAGAGAAACCCUUCAGCUGCUCUGUUUGCAGUAAAAGCUUUACCCUAAGACAACAUCUGACGUAUCACAUGUUAAUUCAUACAGGAGAGAAACCCUUCAGCUGCUCUGAGUGUGGUAAAAGGUUUAAUUCUAAGGGAAAUCUGACCAAACACAUGAUGAUUCACACAGGAGAGAAAUGCUAAUCUUGCGCAAUGGUAAAACUGAUCCAAAGGAUUCCAAGUUAACAACAUCACUAAUGUGUAUUCAUAAGUAUGUAUUGACUAACAGAUGUAUAACUGUUGUUAUAAAGGGAUGUAAGACAAUUCUAAUCACAGGAAUCUGUCUGUACUUUUUGACAUUGAUGUUUUGUUGCUGACAUAUGAACCAGUAAAUUGGGAUCAGCUAUGAUGUUUGAAUUUAAAGUGUUUAUAUUGUUGAAAGAUCAGAAAGAGUUAUGCAAUUGUUGAAUUUGUUUUUAUCAUAUAUUUACUUUUUCUUUUAUUAUCAUUUAAUCAAUUUAUCAUGUACUUCAUAUAUUUACUUUUUCUUUUGUUAUCACUUAAUCUUUUCGUCAUAUUCAUUCAUAUGUCAUGUAGUCGCUACGACUUUUGGUUUUUGGCUUUUAUAUUUCCUGUCAAUCCUACACACACCCGCGGUGCCUACGCACCUGUGAGGUCAGGAUGAGUGUGCCAUACUUUGAGUAAAACCACAUACGAGCUCGUAGGUGUAUAGCGUUUCUGCGUAUCUGCCUGGUUCACAGUCUUCAAGCUAAAACCACAUAUGAACUUAGUAUCACCUGUGUUACCUUAUAUGCUUUGACAUCAAAACCACAUAUGAACUUGGUAUCACCUGUGUUACCUUGUAUGCUUUGACAUCAAAACCACAUAUGAACUUGGUAUCACCUGUGUUACCUUAUAUGCUUUGACAUCAAAACCACAUAUGAACUUGG
Molecule: messenger RNA, 2361 nt
Organism: Labrus mixtus (cuckoo wrasse)
Lineage: Eukaryota; Metazoa; Chordata; Actinopteri; Labriformes; Labridae
Product: gastrula zinc finger protein XlCGF57.1-like
Exons: 2
Coding region: 146-1615 (489 amino acids)
Biological process (GO): regulation of transcription by RNA polymerase II
Molecular function (GO): RNA polymerase II cis-regulatory region sequence-specific DNA binding; DNA-binding transcription factor activity
Source: RefSeq, a predicted model, not a curated record